GACCGCGGCGCUAAGACCCGGCAGCGCGGUGGUCAAAGGUUCCCAGCAGGAGGUUCCCAGCAGGACACUAGAGGGCGAUCCCUGGUCCUGCUGCGGGCGUGUAUAUAUACGGCACGCAGGACCGCGACAACCCACUAGCAACAGGGCAGGCGGGCAGGCAAGCCAGCAAGGCUCUGGCGGGCUGGGGCGGGAAACGGGCUCCAGGCACGCCGUACCGAGCAGCGCCGGGCUGGGCAAGAGCGGUGCCGUUCGCCGCACGAACGCACCGUGCAGCGCGGUGCCUUUCGCCGCUGGGGUGCCGCGGGGUUGGUAGAACCGCCGCCGUUGCCGCCGCUGCCGCCGCCCCGUCCGAAACCUGGAUUGCAGGAGCCCUUCACCAUGCCCAGCAGAUUGUAGGUGCUUCAUGGAGCAAGCCAACUUCUACGAGGUCGAUUCCCGGCCCCCGAUGAGCAGCGGCCAGCACCACCAGCUCCAGACUCCCCUGCCCGGCAGCGCCUACAGCUACAGAGAGGCUCCCUCGGCGGCGGCACCUGCUGCGGGCGGAGCGGAGCUCGGAGACAUCUGCGAGAACGAGAACUCCAUCGACAUCAGCGCCUACAUCGACCCCGCCGCCUUCAACGACGAGUUCCUUGCCGACCUCUUCCAGCACAGCAAGCAGCAGGAGAAAGCCAAGGCCAUCCUGGCCGGGGAUUUCGACUUCCACAGCAUGCAUGGGGCCGGCGCCGCCUCCUCGGCGCCGGGGCACCAGCAGCAGCACCACCAGCAGCCUCUCUUCGGCUGCGUGGCCGGCUACAUGGACGGCAAGCUCGACCCCCUGUACGAGCGCAUCGCCGCGCCCGGCUUGCGGCCGCUGGUGAUUAAGCAGGAGCCCCGCGAGGAAGAGGAGGUCAAGUCGUCGGCCCUGUCGGCCCUGUACCCCCACCACGCUCCGCAGCAGCACCCGUCCCACCUGCAGUACCAGAUAGCUCACUGCGCUCAGACCACCAUGCACCUCCAGCCCGGGCACCCCACGCCGCCCCCCACGCCCGUGCCGAGCCCGCACCACCCGCACCACCCGCACCCCCCCGGCGGCCUGCCUGCCGCCGGCGCCCUCAAGAUGAUGCCCGCGGACCACCGGAGCAAAUCGAAAAAGACAGUGGACAAGAACAGCAACGAGUACCGGGUGCGCCGGGAGCGCAACAACAUCGCGGUGCGCAAGAGCCGCGACAAGGCCAAGCAGCGCAACGUGGAGACGCAGCAGAAGGUGCUGGAGCUCACCACCGACAACGAGCGGCUGCGCAAGCGGGUGGAGCAGCUCACCCGGGAGCUGGAGACUCUGCGGGGCAUCUUCAGGCAGCUGCCCGAGAGCUCGCUGGUGAAGGCCAUGGGCAGCUGCGCCUAGCGCCGGGACCCUCGCUGCCCUCAGUCACCUAUAGAUACUAUACAUAGCAGAGCGCAGCGAUCUCAGAUUAUUUUCUUGAGGGGAGGGGGGGGAGGGCUGAUUUUGUUUUGUUUUGGGUUUGUUUUGUUUGGUGUUUGGGUUUUUUUUUAACAAUUAACAGCUAAUACGAGAAGCCAGGCAGCUGUAGUAUUAAAAGGUUUGUGCCUUAAAGGAUGACACAUGAAUAAGCUGAAAACAUGGUGGGUUUUCUAAGGAGAAUGAGGAGGGGAAGGAAAGAAUUAAGAAGCCCACGUGUCUACAGGGUAAAUCAUAAUAGUAGUAAUAAAGCACGCAUAGGAAUCCAGAUGUGCCUUAAAAGCUAGCUGCAGGAGCUUUGGGGCUUUCUAUUCCCCACCGGCCUGGCGGCGUGCGAGGAAAAAGGGUGAGGGACAUGCAGGCUUGAGGAACAGGGCACCUGGGGAUGCUUGUGGGGUGCCCUGAGCUAGCCUGCAGUGCAGCAGGCAGGGGUGGCUGUGGGGAGGCCAGCGAGAAGAGGGCUGAGAGACCUUCAGCGCUGCAUGCCCGUUUGGAGCACUGAGGUGUGGGGCAGCUGCAGGAGCACUGUCAGGACUGCCCCAGCCUGGCCGGGCUGCUUCAACUGAGCCCUGUCCCCUGCCUUGGCUGGAAGUGGGACAGGGGCCACCACCGCUGCAGGACUGAUGGAUGGCCUGGGACUGAUGCAGCAGCAGCCUGCUGGGCUCCUGCCAUCGAAAGGAAGAGCAGGAGUGUCUUGUACUGUAUGUCACGACGUGGCGAAGCACAAAGAAUAAAUACCUAUUGAUGCGGGUAUUUACUAUG
Pezoporus flaviventris is the source of this 2218-nucleotide messenger RNA. It is a transcript of the gene CEBPA, whose product is annotated as CCAAT enhancer binding protein alpha. Lineage: Eukaryota; Metazoa; Chordata; Aves; Psittaciformes; Psittacidae. The record is from RefSeq and is a predicted model, not a curated record. The transcript has a single exon. Gene Ontology annotation, molecular function: DNA-binding transcription factor activity, RNA polymerase II-specific; RNA polymerase II cis-regulatory region sequence-specific DNA binding. Gene Ontology annotation, biological process: myeloid cell differentiation; regulation of transcription by RNA polymerase II; DNA-templated transcription. The coding region runs from base 404 to 1381 and encodes 325 amino acids.